Messenger RNA from Pyricularia grisea, 3174 nucleotides. RefSeq lists its product as uncharacterized. Gene Ontology annotation, cellular component: U2-type prespliceosome; U1 snRNP. Gene Ontology annotation, molecular function: RNA binding; protein binding. The record is from RefSeq and is a predicted model, not a curated record. Gene Ontology annotation, biological process: mRNA cis splicing, via spliceosome. Bases 173 to 2872 code for a protein of 899 amino acids. The transcript is spliced from 6 exons. NCBI's taxonomy places the organism in Eukaryota, Fungi, Ascomycota, Sordariomycetes, Magnaporthales, Pyriculariaceae.
UUUUCAUGGGGAUUGAGAAAUUCCCCUUGAAUCCCGAUUUGCGACGGGCUGCGAUCCAGUCGGCAUCCAAUUGCAAAAUCUCCAACAUUGAUCACGACGUGUGUCGUUGUCAAGCAUUCUUAUUUGCAAUCUAACCACUAGACCUCGACUCUGAUCACGAAGAAUUUCAAAAAUGAACGGCGUACACGGGGGCUUUCCCCCGCCAGGCGGACCGCCGCCCGUUGCAGCUGUUUGGCAAGAGCACCGUACCGCUGACGGUCGCCUUUACUACUACAACUCGGCCACUAAGGUCACCCAAUGGACUAAACCGGAGGAUAUGAUGACGCCCGCGGAGCGUGCGCUUGCCAACCAGCCAUGGAAAGAAUACACUGCAGAAGGCGGUCGUAAAUACUGGUAUAACACUGAGACAAAGCAGAGCUCUUGGGAGAUGCCAGAGGUAUACAAGGCGGCAUUGGGCGUCCCUGCAACCCCCUCUGCCCCUGCUUUCUCUACACCUGGCGGCCACGGUGGUGAUAGAGCCGAUGGAGGUCGCGACGGUGGAGGCUAUGGCCAUGGAAGGGGAAAUCAUGGUCAUGGACUUGGCUACGAUCAUCAUCGCGAUCGUGAUCGUGACCGUGAUAGAGAACGGGAUCGCGACCGGGACCGGGACCGUGAUCGUGAUCGCAGGGAAUCACUGCCCGAGUCUCGUCAGUUGACAUUUGGCAACGAUAGUCGCUUUCAAUCCUUUAUUCCUGCCAGCAACGAACCUGAAUUUGACUCGCCCGAAGAGGCCGAGGCUGCCUUUGUCAAGCUGCUACGCCGCAGCGGUGUCGAACCGAAUUGGACUUGGGAGCAGGCAUUGCGCACCAUUGUUAAGGACCCGCACUACCGGGCGAUCAAGGAUCCCAAGGACAGGAAGGCUGCUUUCGAGAAAUACUGUCACGACGUUGUUGUUCAGGACAAAGAGCGUCAGAAGGAGCGGCUGGCAAAGCUUCGGAGUGACUUUACUGCUAUGCUCAAGAGCCAUCCGGAGAUCAAAUACUACACCCGCUGGAAGGUGGCGCGGCCCAUGAUCGAGGGUGAGACCGUCUUCCGCUCGGCUGGUGACGACAACGAGCGUCGGCAAUUCUUUGAGGAUUACGUGCGGGACCUGAAGCUUGCGCAUGCUGAAGAACAAGCCGCCUUGCGCAAGAGCGCAAUGGACGGGUUGAUUGAGCUGCUACCAAAACUCAACCUGGACCCAUAUACGCGUUGGGCCGAUGCACAAGGAAUCAUAUCUGCCACUCCUCCUUUUCAAAGCGACGAAAAGUACAAGUCCCUGACCAAGUUUGACAUUUUGACCGUUUUCCAAAACCACAUCAAGGCACUCGAGCGCAGCUUCAACGACUCGCGCCAAGAACAAAAGACCAAGAAGUACAGGCAAGAGCGCAAGGCCCGCGAUGCUUUCUCGGCCCUGCUCACGGAGCUUAGACAAGCCGGCAAAAUCAAGGCCUCUACCAAGUGGAGCCAGAUUUUUCCUCUGAUUGAGAAUGACGAACGAUACCAGGCUAUCCUUGGGCAAAGCGGCUCGACUCCGCAGGAUAUGUUUUUUGAUAUCAUUGAGGAGGAAGAGCGUGCUUUGCGGAGCACGCGAAAUGAUGUUGAAGAUGUCAUUGAUGAUAAACGCUUCGAAGUAUCGCCCAAGACCACCUUCGACAGUUUCUUGGCAGUCAUGAAGGAGGAUCGUCGUACUGCUAACCUUGAUCAAGAAGUGCUUUCAUUGAUUUUUGAGCGUCUCCUCGAGAAGCGAAAGGAGAAGCGAACAGAUGAGGAACGCCAGGCAGAACGCAAAGAGCGACGAGCCAUUGAAGACCUUCGGGCUUACAUGAAGCGCGUUGAGCCACCAAUCAGUGUCAACGACACGUAUGAAAAGGUCAAACCCCGCCUCCAGAAAAGUGAUGAGUUCCAGGCAGUACACUCUGAAGAUGCUCGUCGCGGGGCAUUUGAAAAGUAUCUACGCAGACUUCGGGAGAAGGAAGAGGAUGCCGAACGAGAUCGCCAACGCCGCCGCGAUAGAGACGAGCGUUCCAGCUACCGCGAUAAAGAUAGAGGUGAGCGAUCUCAUCGCCAUGGCGGUCGCGCUGCCAGGUCAAGCCGUAGCCCUGAACCUGAUUCGUACGAGGCCGAUCGUCGCAAGGCGAUUGCCGAGCGCGAACUUAACUACCGAAAGUCUAGCAUGGCUGAGAGCCUUUUGUCAGACCGGCCAGAGCGUCGGAGCGACGAUCGACACAGCCACAGGGACUAUAGAACUCGCAGCCGGGAUAGGGACCGUGAUCGGGCAAGGGAUCGGGAUAGGAGUAGGGACCGAGACCGUGAACGUGAUAGGGCGCGUGAUCGCGACAGUGAUCGCAUUCCACGUUCUCGCAGGGAUGACGACCGCAGCAGGGAACGUGAACGGGAUAGGGAUCGCGAGCGUGACCGGGAUCGGGACCGGGAUCGAGAAAGAGCGCGCGACCGUGACUACGACCGUCCCCCACGCUCCAGGAGAGACGAGGGGUCAGGACAUUAUGAUCGCGAGCGACGCGAACGGGAAGAGUCGCGUGAGCGGUUGUACCGCCGUCGUGAGGUGAGCAGCCGGGCAACCGAUGAGCUCAACUAUGGGGAUGACAAGCCAUCGACCGCGGCAACUCCCACUGCAGCGGCAGCUUCUGGUUCUUCUUCAGUGCGCCGUAGACGCGAGGAUGAUGAGCCGGACCGGCGCGAUUCCAAGAGACUCAAGCGAGAGUCUUCACGUGAAAAGACUUCACCAGCAGUGGACAGCACUCGCAAGAGCGCGCGUGGCUCCCAAGCACCCAAGGAUGACGCUGCAGGUGUGCACAGCGGGAGUGAAGAAGGUGAAAUUGAGGAGGAUUAGAUCACUCGCGAGCUUUACUGCUAUCGGCGAGCAUUGGACGUACGCGUUCUUUUCCAUGAUUCUGCUCGUGCCCACUGAAUAACAUAGCUACUCCUGGCAACGGUCCCUCCCCUAGGUAUCGACAGCGGUCAGAGAAGGAUUUGGCGUUUGACAGUUGGGAUGGAGGUGAGGCUUUGGAUGACAGUCUCCAAGUACGUACUGGUUCAACAUCCAAACUCGUUUGACGUUCUUGGCCAGAUGACAUUACACGACUGAAGCACCAGCAACCUCUUCCUCGACUUUUGGCAAACAUGCGACAAUUA